AUGUCUGACGAAGUUUCUGAUUUAACACCGAUGCUUGGUCCAGAUACUGAAAGCACUGUUCUUAUUACACGUUCAGCAUCACGAGGGAAAACAUAUAAAAAUGUUAUAACAAUGAUCGUUUUAUUUCUUAUCAAUUUAUUAAAUUAUAUGGAUCGAUUUGCUAUUGCAGGUGUCCUUGAACAAAUUCAGGAUUAUUUUAAUAUUGACGAUGCUAAAGCUGGUCUUCUUCAAACAGUUUUUGUCUGUAGUUAUAUGGCUUUAGCACCUCUUUUUGGUUAUUUAGGAGAUCGAUAUAGUCGAAAAUUAAUGAUUAUCUUAGGUGUUACUCUUUGGUCAAUCACAACUGUAGCUGGAUCAUUUGUACCACGAAAUUUAUUUUGGCUGUUUGUAUUAUUACGUAGUUUAGUUGGUGUUGGUGAAGCAUCGUAUUCAUGCGUUGCACCGACAAUUAUUGCUGAUAUAUUUAAGCAUGAUAUGAGAACAAGGAUGUUAGCUGUUUUUAAUAUUGCUGUACCAUUAGGCGGCGGUCUUGGAUAUAUCGUUGGUUCAUAUGUUUCAAAAGCAUUUAAUAAUGAUUGGCGAUGGGCUUUACGAGUUACACCUGUUCUUGGUGCCGUAUGUGUUAUUCUACUUAUUGUACUUGUGACUGAACCAGUACGAGGGGGUAUCGAUGGUGCUCAUAUGCAAAAAACAUCUAGUUGGUUUUUUGAUGUUCAACAAGUUGUUAAAAUUAAAAGUUUUCUUUUAAUAACACUUGGAUUUACAUGGGUAGCAUUUGGAUUAGGGUCACUUUCUUGGUGGGGACCUAUUUUUCUUCAAAAAGCUCAUAUACUAGCCAAUGGAAGUGAAGACCCAAAAGAUAAGACCAAUGUAUCACUCUAUUUUGGUCUGGUAACAUGUGGUGCUGGUAUUCUGGGUGUACUACUGGGAAGUGAAAUUGCUAGACGUUAUCGUAAACGAAAUCCACGUGGUGAUCCAAUUGUCUGUGGUGUUGCAGUUCUUCUUGCAAUACCAUUUUUAUUUUGUGUGCUACUAUUAUCUAAGGAUUAUAUAGUUUUAACAUGGAUCUUCAUUUUUAUAGCUGAAACAUUACUUUGUAGUAAUUGGGCACUGAUUACAGAUAUGCUUAUGUAUAUUGUCAUUCCGACAAGACGUUCUACAGCUAGUUCAAUUCUAAUUUUUGUUAUGCAUUUAUUGGGUGAUGCAUCUAGUCCAUACAUAAUCGGUGAAAUUAGUGAUUUUUUUCGAAAAGGUGCUGACGAUAAUUUAACUCAAUGGGUAUCAUUACGCAAUGCAUUAAUGUUAACACCGUUUGUGGCUAUACUUGGUGGUGCAGCUUUUCUUUUUUCAGCAAUGUUUAUUAUACAAGAUCGUCGUCGAGCAGAAGAAACGAUUGAAUCUGUUGACGAUGAUUCGCAAAUUUGA
Messenger RNA from Rotaria sp. Silwood2, 1425 nucleotides. Lineage: Eukaryota; Metazoa; Rotifera; Eurotatoria; Philodinida; Philodinidae. The record is from the annotation of a GenBank genome assembly.